AUGUGUAAUUUUAUAAAAAAGGGUAUUAGGUUUAAUGGAGAUAAAUAUAUUUUCCUUUUUGAUAUAUUUAUAAAGAAAUAUUUAUUAAAUGUAUUUAUAACAAAUAUAUUAUGGGAAGAAGAGAAUAAUAUAUGUUUUAUAAAUAGAUUAAAAAAUAAAAGAAAGAAAAGUAUUUUAUUUCUUAAAGAAGAAUAUUUACGAUAUUUAAUGAUAAUAAAUAAGGAAGAGAAGAAUAAAAAGAAACGAUUAAAAAAAAUAUAUGAAUGUAUAAAAGUAUUUUCUAUUAAAGAGUUUCGAUGGCUUAUCAAUAAGUUGGAAAUAAUAUAUUUUUAUUUUUUUUGUCAUUUAUUACUUUUAUGUAUUUUUCAAAAUAUUUUUUUACUUACAUACAUGAGUAAAGAAUAUUUUUUAAAAAACAUACAUGAUUAUAUGAUAAAUAUUUUAUCCAAUGAUAUUAAAUUUAAUACAUCAAUUGAAUAUACACAUAAUGAUAAGUAUGAACAAAAAUGUAUAACAAUGGCUUAUUAUGAUUUUCUUUUAAACAAGAAAGGAAAGUUAAAGAAGAGGAACAAAUAUGAUGAUAUAAAAAAUAUAGAACCUUUAUCAGAAAAGAAUAAGAAUUUGUAUUCCUAUUAUAAUUUUUCACCUGUUUUUCCUUCUAUGUCUUCAUCAGAUAUAAUAAAUGUUAAUAGAAAUGAUAAAAUAUCAAAUAUUUUAUGGAAUGAUAAAUAUAUUCAUCCAUUAAAUCAUGACAAUAGGAAAAAAAAGAAUAUCCCCCUAAAUAUUAAUAGAAAUAUUCUUAUGAAUAAUUAUACAUACAGAAAACAUAUUAGGAAUUAUAUGAUUAAAAAGAGAAUAAAUGAUAUGAUUUUAUAUAAUUUGAAGAAUAUAUUUGAAAAAAUAAAUAAUAUUGAGAAAUUAACAAAUAUAAAUAAUUUUAUGAAUUUUAAAAAGGAAUAUGAAAAGGUUUUCAAAGAAAUAUAUAAUAAUAGUAAUUAUGAUCCAAGUGACUAUAUGUUAUUAUUAUCUAAUAAUUCGAAGGAACAUACUUUAUAUAAUAAUAUAAAUAAUGAUGAAUAUAUGUAUAAAAAGUUUUGUAAUUUUAUUUCACAAGUAAAGGAAAUUAAAAAAGAAAGAGAACAAAAAGGAGAAAAGGAAAAAGAAAAUAAAAAAGGAAAAGAUAAUAACCAAGAAAAAAAUAAUAACCAAGAAAAAAAUAAUAACCAAGAAAAAGAUAAUAAAGAAGGAGAAAAAUACGAUGAAGAAGAUAAUUAUAUGGAUGUUAACGAGUGGAACCAUAAGAAAUUUGAACGUUAUAAUAAUAUUUAUCCGAGUGACCAUAAAUAUUUUUUAAGUGAGGAUAAAAACUAUGAAACUUCCUACUAUUCAAACAAUCCGAUUAAUUUUGAUAAGAGUGAUAUAUAUGAGAAUGAUAUGGAUGAAGGAUUAUAUUAUAGCUCAUAUUAUAAUAAUGAUAUAACAUAUAAUAGUACUGUUUAUAAAAGAAUGUUAAACGAAGUUGUCCAUCCAACUUUGGAGAGUAACGAUGUGAAGAAGACAUCAUUAAAUAAUGAUAAUAUAAAAAAUAAAGAAUCUAAUGUUUAUGAAAUUAAUGAUAUAAUAUAUCAAUUAAAUGGUGAUAAAAAAAUGAACACCAAUAUGUGUGAAAAAAGAGGAAAUAAAAUUUUUGAUUCAAAUAAUUUUAAUAAUAUUAAUGAAAAGAAGAAGAAAAUAUUAGAUGAAAAUGAAAUGAUAACAAUUGAUAAUAAUAUAGAUAAGAAAGAGAAUAUUUUAUUUCCGUAUGUUCAUAUGGAAAUAUUAAAAGAUAAUGAAAUGAAUAUAACAAAAUAUUAUAAAGAUAAACAUUAUUACGGUCAAUAUAAGUAUGAUGAAAAUAUAUAUAUAUAUGAUUUGAUUGUAUUAGAUACUUCUGGAUAUAUAUACAAAGUAUCGACAGAUGGGAAUUAUUACUGGAAACAAAAAAUUGUAGAUCAUAUACAAGACUAUUCAAAUAUUGAAGAAAAAGAUGAUGAACAGAAGGUAUUGAAAAAAAGAAAUAAAUUAAAAGAAAAUGACAUGCAUGAAAGUAAUAGUAAUAAUAAUAAUAAUAAGUAUGAAAAUAAUAACUACUAUAUGAAGGUAAAUGAUAAAAAUAAAUAUGAUAAUGAAAAUAAUUUAACUGUACAAAAUGACAUAAACAUUUCGGAUAGUACUAAAGUGCAUCCAAACAAUUACGUAUUAAAAAAAAAUGGUUAUGAUAUUAAUUAUGAUUCAAAAAGAGCGUUAAAAAUAUCUCCUUAUCAUGAUUAUUUUAAUACAUCCAUUAUAUAUGGUAUUAAUAAAGAUAAAUUAAAAGGAUCUAAACCUUUAUAUAGGAACAAUAUAAAAACAAAUGAUGAUAAUAAAAAAUUAAGAGAAAACAAAAUUAAAGGCAAAAGAUUAGUUUCAAAUUAUUUAGGUAAUUUAUUUUAUAUAAAUGAAAAUAAUGAAGUUAUACCAUUAAAUAUUAAUAUUAAAGAUGUUGUAAAUAAUUCUCCAUUUAAAUCCCCUUUGUUUCCAAAUAUGAUAUUUAUUGGUUCAAGAGAAUCGACUAUAAUUAAUUUAGAUUAUGACACCGGUAAGGUACUAAGAAAAUAUGAUGAAGCAUCUAAUGAAUUGCUAGACAAACAAAAAAGAAAAAAAUCCAGAAAAAAUAAAAUUAUAAAAAAUGUGAAACAUAUAAAUGAUGAUAUGAAUUCAUAUAAAGAAGAUAGUCCAAAUGUAGAGGACUUAUCCUUUAUAGAGGGUGGGAAGAAAAAGAAAAGUGUUUUAGAAAGUGAGAAAAUAGAAAUGGAAUCUUCAAAUAAUGAAGGGAAUAUGAAUAAAGGAUUUGUUUGUGAAAAGGAUGAUAAUAUAAAUAAUUAUGAUAAUGAUGAAGAUGAUGAAUUGUAUGAGCAAUAUGAAGACAACAAUGAUAAUAAUAAUAAUGAUAAUAUUUAUUAUGAUAAUAAUAAUAAUAAUAAUAGUUAUGAUUACAAUUAUUAUGAUCACAAUAUUAAUGGUAAUAUUAGUGAUGAUAUAUUAAUACAUUCAAAAAAUGAAUUAUUAAAUAAUACAUAUUCAAAUAAAACAAAUGUAAAGGAUGAAAACUCAAAUAAUAAUGAAUCAUUUCUCAAUAAUAUUGAUGGGAUGAAUAAUUGUAAAUUGUUACCAAAAAGAAAUAUGAAAAAAAAUAGAAAAAAGGAUCUAUUUAAAAGACUUGUGAUAAGUACAAAUAAAAUGAGCAUGUUAUUGAAUAGACAUCGCUUAUUUAAUCGUAGUUUAGAAAGGAUGAGAAGAAGUAUUAAAAGAGGAGAGAAUAAAAGAAUACUAAAGAAACGUCAAUUACAAAUAAGUUUAAUAAAAUGGGUAAUCAAAGCAGUAGAUGAGAAUACAUUAAAAAAGAAAUGGAUAACAACUUGGGUUGAUGUUGGAUCUAUAUUUAUGACAGAUGUAUAUAGUCACGAUGCGUCAUUUAUAAAUUCUUUAAUUGAAAUUGUUGAUAAUAAAUUAAUAUUAAGACCAAUAGAAAAGGACAAAAUGAAAAGUACUACAUAUCAAUCUUUAAAGAUUAUGAAUAAUGACACUGAUGAAAUGCAAAUGUAUGGAGAUAAGGAUAUGAAAUAUGAAGUUAUUAAUAAUGUGGAUAAUAUGAAUAAUAUAAACAAUAUGAAUAAUAUGAACAAUGUGAAUAAUAUAAACAAUAUGAAUAAUAUGAACAAUAUGAAUAAUAUGAAUAAUAUUCUCAAUGAUAGUUUAAAAAAUUCAAUUAAUAAUAAAGAUGAUUCAAACAUAAAAUCUAAAAUAUUUAUCUUUUCAGAAUCCAUAUCGUCCGUUUUUGCAGUAAAAUAUAAAAACAUAUCAAAUAUAUUCACAUUAGAUAUUAUAGCUAAACCAAAUAUAAAAUUAUACAGUGAUUAUGAUAAUUUGAAUAAUUUUACUUUUAAUCCUGUACAUGUAAAAAAAGAGAAGACACUCCUUUUGCCGUUUUCUAAGGACUUAUCUGAUUUAGAUGGAGAUAAAUUUUCUUGCAGUUUUGAAGAUAAUAUAAUAUAUGGUAAAAAAUUAAUACAUAGGUUAAAUAGUAUAUCUGUAAAUAUUUCGUCUAUAGAAAAAGAUAUGAAAUAUUUAUUAUCAAAUAUAAUAUAUGUAUAUGAUAAGAAUAAGAAGAUUCCAAUACGUUAUAUAUAUGAUAUGAAGAAUUUAAUAUAUGAAUAUCAAAAGGUUAAAAAAGAAUUUUUAUAUCAUUUACCUUGGGAUGAAGAAAAUCAGAAAUAUUUAAGUCAAACGGAUAAUGUAUUGAAUAAUAGUAUAGUAGAUAAUAGAGGAAGAAAAGGUCCAAUUUUUAUAUGUGAAUAUAUAAACAAAUUUAUGGAUUUAUAUUUUGAAGAAAAUGAUAUUUGUUAUGAUUAUUGUUCUAUGUUAAAUAUAUGGGAUAAAAUUUUUAAUAAUACAGUUAAUGAUGGAGAUAUUAUAUUAUUAUCAAAUUUGCAUCGUGUUGUUCAUAAUGCUUUUAAAAAUAAUAAUAAUAAUAAUAAUAAAUAUAAUAACAAUAUUAAUUUUGACAAUAAUAGAAAUUAUAAUUAUUAUUAUAGUAGUACUAGUACAAGUCGUAGAAAUAUUUAUAACAUUGAUAAUUAUUAUUAUAAUAUGAGAGAUUAUAAUACUUUGUGGGAAGACAGACAUAAUAUAUUAAUGAAUGGAGAAAACUUUUUAAUUAAUAGAAGUACUGAUAAGGUUUUUUCAAGUGGUAAAAAUAAUGAACUGAAAGAAUUUACAUCUAUUAGAUAUAAGAGAAGAAGAUGGUAUUGGAGAGUAUUUUAUACUAUUAUGUUCAUAAUUUUUUUCCCAGUAUUAUUUAUAUAUAGAAGAAUUAUUAAAAGAAGAAAAGGUACUAAAACUAAUAAAAUAGGUACAAGUAGUAAUAAUAAGUUGAUGAAAAGGAAUCGAACUUUUAAAGAUUAUGAAGAUGAUGAUGAUGAUGAUGAUAUUAACAAUAAUAAUAAUAUAAUUAGCGAAGAUGAAGAAGACGAUUUAGAUAUGAAUUAUGAUUUAAUAUUUGAUGAUGAUAGAUUAAAAGUUAAAAAAAUAAAACAAAUGAGAAAAAAUCACAAUAAUAAUAAUAAUAAUAAUAAUAGUAGUAGUAGUAGUAGGUUUAUAUCCAAAUUAAGAAAUAUAAAUUUACCUAAUAUCGAUUUAGAUUUAAUUAAAAAAAGUCAUGCGAAAAAAAUGGAUACUUUUGAACAGCCAACUCUUGUUGAUAUUUUAGCUAGACAUGCAAGAGAUACUACACAUAAUGAUGGUGGAUCUUAUUAUCCUUUUAAUGAAAAUCAAACGUAUAAUAUGUUAUCAUUAAAUUAUGGUUGGGGUGGUAAUAAUAAGCAUAUGAAUGUUGAAAGGCCGUCAGAAUAUAAUAUGGGUAAUAUAUCUCAUGAGUUAAAUUAUAACAGUAUAAGAACGUUAGGUGAUAAUAAUAAAAUAUCACCAUAUGAAUUAGAUAUAUAUGAGAAAGAAUUAUUUCAUUUAUAUAGAAGAAGAGCAGCAUCUCAGGAUGUAAUGAAUAAAAAAUCAUUUGUUAUGAAAAAACGUAUACGUAGUAGUUAUAAAGUUGGUAGUAGCAAUAAAUAUCAUAAGAAAAAUUAUACAGAUAAUGAAAAGGAUAAGAAAAAAUAUGGUAGUUAUAAAGAAAAGCAUAUAAAUGAAAAAAUGUUUGAUAAAAAAGAAUUUCUAAACUUUUUAACUAAUUUUAAUAAGAAGUUUAUGAAGAAAAAUUCUUUGGUGGAUCAUUUAAUAAAGAUGAAUGAUAAGACAGAAGAUAAUUAUGAUGGUUAUAAUAGUAGUGGUAGUAAAUAUAAUAAUAUGAAUGAUGAUGACGAAAUGUGGGGUACUAAAAGGUAUACUAAUAAUAAAAAUAAUAAUAGUGAUUAUGACAAUAAUAAUAAUAUGAAAAAUAAAAAAUAUUCAAAUAAGAAAUAUAAUAAUAAUAAUAAUAAUAACAAUAUUGAAGAUAAUAACAAAUAUGUAGAUGAUAGGAAAUAUCGAAAUAAAAGUAUAAAAGAAGAUAAAGAUUAUACAAAUGAUUAUUAUAAUAUACAAUCGAAUAAUAAUAAAAUAAAUAACAAUCAAAUGAAAAAUAAAAUAGAUACUAUUAGAAAUAAUAGUCAUGAUAAAUUAGGUAAUAAUAAAAGUUCAAGUGCUAGGAAUUUGUCUUUAAUACAAACAUCUCAUAUACCAUAUGAUGCUCCAUUAGCAGAUUUUUUAGAAAAUGGAAGAUUUUUAAGAACGUUCGAAAAUAUUUCUUUAAUAGGGCAAGGAGGAUUUGGUUCUGUUUAUAAAGUAUCCCAUCGAUUAGAACCUGGAUCUCCAACAUAUGCAGUUAAAUUUAUUUAUUUAAAAGUAAGUUCAUUAGAUAAUGUAAGUUCAAGAAGAUAUUUUCGUGAAAUCGCAGCUAAUAGAGAUAUAUAUAGUAAGCAUGUUGUUCGUUAUUAUACAUGGUGGUGUGAAGAACCUCAAUUUUUGCCUAUGCACCUCAUGCCAAAAGAAAUUCAAAACUUAGUAAAAAAGAAUAAAGAUACGUUUAAAAAAAAGCUUACUAAAAAUAAAAAGCAUAAUAACAAUAAUAUAAGUGAUAAUAAUAAUAAUAAUAAUAAUGAUAAUAAUAGUAGUUGUUAUAGUGUUAGUAGUUAUAAUUCUAGUAUUAAUAGUAAUUAUAAGAAUAUGAAAUUAUGGAUAAACAAGAAAGAAAAUUGUACUGAUAUGAAAAAAUAUAAAGAUGUUAUCAAAAAGAAUAAUGCACCUAAUUUAAUUUUUUAUAGUGAUAAUGAUGGAUUAACAUCUAAGAAUAAGGAAAAUCCUGAGAAAAAGCAAAAUCCAUUUUUGAGUGAUAAAAAUUUUUCGGAUUCUAUAUAUAAAAAGAAAAAAAGUCACGAUUAUAAUUCAGCUAGGCAUAAACUGAAAAAGAAAAAAAACAAGAAAAAAAAAAGUAAAAAAAAAAGAAAAAGUAAAAUAAAAACAAAUGCUCAAGGAAUAUAUGAGGAAAGUGGACAAGAUGAUGGAAGAGUUCAUUUUCAAUAUAAAACAGGAAAGGAACAUUUGUCGAAAUUUAUAGGAAAACAUAAUUCAAUGGGAUUUACACAAAGUUUUCAAGAAUAUGAUCCUUUUGAUAAUGGUUAUUUGAGUGAAGAAGAUAGAGAUCUUAUAGUCUUUGCUGAUAAUGAAGAAACAAAUGAAAAUGCUAAUAAUAUGAAUAAUGAAAAUAUGGAUUUAAAAAAUGACAACGAAAAUAAUGUUGUAAAUGAUGUAUAUGAAUGUGAUGAAGAUAAAAACAAAGAUGAUAAUUUAUUAAUCAAAGAAAAAGUUAAUAGUUUAACAAGAAAGGAUAUUGUUCAUAUUGAGAAUGAGAAACCAGUUCUUCAUGCUAUUAAUAAUAUUAAAAAUAAAAAGGUUGAUUUAAAUGGAGAAUUAACUUAUUAUGAUUAUAUGGGGAAAAAUGAAAUAAUACCAAAUUCUCGAACCGAAACGAAUGUUGAAAGUUUUCAUACUAAUGAUAUGUUGAAUCCUAAAAUUUCUGUUAUGAAUGAAGAAGGAGGAGAAUAUAAGAAAAAAGAAAACAGGACCUGGGGAGAUACAAAAAGUGAUGGUUUAUAUGAAAAUGGAAAAGAUGAAAAGAAUGAUUUAGGUAUUAAUAAAUGUAUAACAAAUAAAUAUAUUGAAAAUGACGAUAAUAAUAAUAAUAAUAAUAUAGAUGAAAAUAAAAAAGAUAUAAAAAAAAAAAAAGUGAGUACUAAAGGUAAUGAAAAUUUGUUAGCAAUAAAUGAUAUAAAUAAUAAAGAGAAAAGAAAGAAGGAUGAUGAUAUAAAUAAAAAUAUGGAAAAAAUAAAAUCAUAUAAAAAGAAAACAGCAGUUCCUGAAUUUUCUAUAGUAUUAUUAUUACAGAUGGAAUUAUGUAAAGGAUAUACAUUACGUAAAUGGUUAGAUAGAUCUAGUCGAAGUGACAAACCUUUACAUUUUACUUAUGGUGAUAAAAAAAUGAAUCAUCCAUUAGAAUUUGAUUUAUUUAAGCAAUUAAUUAAGGGUCUUAAAGAUAUUCAUGCUACAUGUUUUAUUCAUAGGGAUUUAAAACCUGAAAAUAUUUUUGUAGAUCCUGAUACGUAUACAUUAAAAAUUGGAGAUUUAGGAUUAGUACGAUUUAUUGAAGAGAAAAAAAGAGAAAAGGAUUUUAACAAUAUUGAUUGUUAUAAGGAUAAUAUAUAUACAGAUAUUAAUCAAAAUGCAAUAACUAGCCAAAUUUCUAUAAAAGGACAAAUUAUAGGAACACCUGGUUAUACAGCUCCUGAAGGUGGAGCUUUAUGUGAUGAAAAAGCGGAUAUAUAUAGUGCAGCCUUAAUAUUAUUAGAAUUAUUAUGUCCACGUUUUACAACAAUUAUGGAAAGAUAUAAAAGAUUAAAUGAUUUCAGAAAUUAUUAUACAGUACCUGAUUAUGUAAAAAUUCAUUUAAAUCCUUGGUAUAUUUUAAUGUUACAAAUGUCAAAACCCAAUCCAGCUGAUAGACCAUCAGCUGCUGAUUUGUAUAGUAAAAUUAAAGUAUUGCUAGAUCCACAUUUGACUGAUUUUGCAUUUAGUUUUAACGAUAUUCAUAAUGAGCAUAUGAACAAACAGCCUCAGACAACUAAUCACUUUGAAAGAACGUCGGACAAUAAGGAAAAAUUUAUAAUGCAAAGUGGGGAGAUGAUAAAUAAAGUAGAAAAUGAAGAAAAGCUACCUAUUAUAAAAGUAAUAAAUGACAAUGUGGAGAAUGUAAAAAAUGAGAAUAAUGGUGCAGACAAGUUGUGA
Plasmodium gaboni is the source of this 8850-nucleotide messenger RNA. Its product is annotated as protein kinase PK4. Gene Ontology annotation, molecular function: protein kinase activity; ATP binding. NCBI's taxonomy places the organism in Eukaryota, Apicomplexa, Aconoidasida, Haemosporida, Plasmodiidae. Gene Ontology annotation, biological process: protein phosphorylation. The transcript has a single exon. Bases 1 to 8850 code for a protein of 2949 amino acids. The record is from RefSeq and is a predicted model, not a curated record.